This is a messenger RNA of Brassica napus (rape), 765 nucleotides long. RefSeq names its product protein RER1B-like. The record is from RefSeq and is a predicted model, not a curated record. The transcript is spliced from 4 exons. Bases 254 to 652 code for a protein of 132 amino acids. Gene Ontology annotation, biological process: retrograde vesicle-mediated transport, Golgi to endoplasmic reticulum; protein retention in ER lumen. Gene Ontology annotation, cellular component: Golgi membrane. NCBI's taxonomy places the organism in Eukaryota, Viridiplantae, Streptophyta, Magnoliopsida, Brassicales, Brassicaceae.
CUCGCGCCAUCAUCUCCCAUGGCGGAAACAAGGGUCGAAAUCUCAGAUCAUGUGGGUGGUGAGGUCUCUCUGACGGACUCGGAGGUUUGUUCAUCUGAUCUGUGCUAUUUUCUUUUGUUGCCACUGUGUUCCAUCUGAUCUGAUUGUGUGGAUAACUGCCACUUCUUCGUCGAGGAGUGAGGAGGUCUCCUUUUGGGUCAGCAGAGAAGCUCUCAUUCACUAUCCAGAUUCCUCCGUUUUUCAAGAAUCGCAAAUGGACGGAAGCGGCGGCGGUGGUGACGGUGGUGGUUCCAUAGCCACGGUGGCGGUUGAUCCUGAGCUCGACCUCUCCUCUGAUGCUGGAGCUUCUCUCCCUACUCGAGGCUCUGAUGAGUUCAAGCCUUUUAUCCGCCGUCUCCCCGAGUUCAAAUUCUGGUACUCCAUGACUAAGGCCUUCUGCAUAGCUUUCCUCAUGACGUUCUUCUCGGUCUUUGAUGUCCCUGUCUUCUGGCCUAUUCUGCUUUGCUACUGGGUCGUUCUCUUUUUCCUCACCAUGAGACGCCAAAUCUCCCACAUGAUCAAGCACAAGUACAUCCCUUUCAGCAUCGGUAAACAGAAAUAUAGUGGCCGUAGAUCUUCUGCGAGUAGCGGUGGUGCCUCUCGUGCGGAUUGAUUCUGAUUAUUAGUUCCAGUUUGUUUCAUGUUGCUCUCUGUUAGUUCCCUCCGAAGUACCUCUUCUGUAAAUAUGAUUCAUUUCUACUUCAAACCGAACUCAUUCCCUUUGUU